Messenger RNA from Lactuca virosa, 772 nucleotides. Lineage: Eukaryota; Viridiplantae; Streptophyta; Magnoliopsida; Asterales; Asteraceae. The record is from the annotation of a GenBank genome assembly.
CCGCACAACUUCACCGAGGGAAUCGUGAAGCUGACCCUAAUUUUCCCGCCAUCGGAUAUUCCAAAUUACGAAAUUACAAACCCUAAUUUUGUAGCUCAUGGAUUCGUUAUCGUUUAUGUUUCAAACUGUAGUUGCCUCAAAUCUAUAUUCAGAUCGCCUUUCAAAAAUUCAGAGUAGAGGUUGUAGAGCUCUAACAAUCGGCGAUGCUCCUGUUCGUAAUGUUUAUGUCACUUCUCAGCUAAACAACCGUUGUCUUAUUUCUGUUCAAACGCGUGGCGCGUUUUCAAACCCGCAAAGUGAUGGACAAGAGGAAGAAGAAGAAGAAGUGGAAGGAUCAGUUGAAGAAAUUAGAAUUCCAAAAGCUUGGUUGAACUCUUCGAAGGCAUUGGAGGAAUCAGAAUGGUUACGAGUAAGUCUCCACAAAUGGUUGGAUGAUGAAUAUUGUCCAGAGCCAACUAAUGUAGACAUCAGUAAAGUUGCUGCACGCUCAUACUACAACUCUUUAACUGAGAACCAAACUGAACUUGGGGAUAUACUGCUAAGAAUGGCUAUGGAGCUGGAAAGCAUCUCUUACAAAGAGAGUUUUCAUGGAGCCUUCUCCUCAGCAAAUGCAGCUGUACACCUCAUACUCCAGCGAAUACUGCAGCAGGAGGAGCUCAAUGCUUAGCCUUUGCCAGUGCCAGGUUUGAUGGUUAAAGCUUAGUGAGUCCAUGAGUUGAUGUAACCUAAAUGAGAAUGAGAUAGUUAAGAAAUGUAAUUUGAAACAUGGACA